Messenger RNA from Ornithorhynchus anatinus (platypus), 2097 nucleotides. It is a transcript of the gene TECTB, whose product is annotated as tectorin beta. Gene Ontology annotation, cellular component: cell surface. NCBI's taxonomy places the organism in Eukaryota, Metazoa, Chordata, Mammalia, Monotremata, Ornithorhynchidae. Bases 17 to 1003 code for a protein of 328 amino acids. The transcript is spliced from 10 exons. The record is from RefSeq and is a predicted model, not a curated record.
UUGCCCCUGAGGAGAAAUGAUGAUAAGGGCUGUGAUCUUGCUGGCCAUCAUUGCUGAAGUUUUUGCAGGAACAUGCACACCAAAUAAAGCAGAUGUCAUUCUGGUGUUUUGCUAUCCCAAGACGAUUAUCACCAAAAUUCCAGAAUGCCCCUAUGGAUGGGAAGUACACCAGCUGGCUCUGGGAGGAGUCUGCUAUAAUGGAAUCCAUGAGUCGGGUUACUACCAAUUCAUAAUCCCAGAUCUGUCUCCUAAAAACAAGUCCUACUGUGGAACUCAAUCUGAGUACAAGCCUCCCAUCUACCACUUCUUCAGUUCCAUAGUCUCCAAUGACAGCACGGUGAUCGUCAAGAGCCAACCUGUCAACUAUUCUUUUUCCUGUACGUACCAUUCCACCUACCUGGUGAACCAGGCAGCAUUUGAUCAGAGAGUGGCCACUGUGCAUGUGAAAAAUGGGAGCACGGGGUCAUUUGAAAGUCAGUUAUCUCUGAACUUCUACACAAACGCCAAGUUCACCAACAAAAGAGAAGCUCCUUUCGUGGUGGAAACCUCAGAGAUCGGUUCAGAUUUGUUCUCUGGAGUGGAAGCAAAAGGGCUAAGUACCAGAUUUAAAGUCGUUCUGAACAGCUGCUGGGCUACUCCAUCAGCGGACUUCAUGUACCCGAUGCAGUGGCAGCUGAUCAGUAAGGGCUGCCCAACAGAUGAGACGGUCAUCGUGCAUGAGAAUGGGAAAGACCACCGGGCUACCUUCCAGUUCAAUGCUUUCCGGUUCCAGAACAUCCCUAAGCUGUCGAAAGUCUGGCUGCACUGCGAGACCUUCAUCUGUGAUAGUGAAAGAUUCUCCUGCCCUGUGACGUGUGAUAAAAGGAAACGUUUCCAUGAACAGACUGGGGGAGUGUUAGUUGUGGAAUUCUCCAUCCGCAGUAGGGGAUAUUCAAGUCACUACAGCUUCUCGGAUAUUUUCUACCAUCUAAUCUUCAUGCUUGGUAUCUGUGCUAUGUUAUAGAAGCUGACGUGGCUGCAGCAGGCCAUUAUCCUAAGGCAUUACUUUCUGAGUUGAUGGCAACUCAUGUUUAUUUUGCUGACAAAAACAGCUUAGGGGAUGAUUUUUAAGGGAAGGUAAUCAAAACCUGACAAAUUUGGGUUCCAGUGCUGCAAUAAAUGUGUUCCCUAGUUCCUGAAAUUAUUUCAUCUUCAUGACAAGGAUGCUCAGAUCAUUGGGAUCCUUCCUUUUUGCUGUGGGAGGGUUCUGGUUCCUUCCAUUUUCAACAGCCGAUUCCAUAAAUAAAGCCGAAACAAAGCCGAUUCCAAAAAGAGUGAACAACCACCACCAGCUCCAAUCAAGCCGAUGAAACCGAAAGAGCCAAAGGAGAAUGGAAUGUCAUAAUCUUAGAGCUAGGUUGAAUGCAGCAUCAAGAUCUCUGCUCUCGAUUUGGCCCAAUGUCUUUAAUCAACAGGGAAAGAAUCAACAGAUUGUUGGGGCGCAAAUUAAUUACUUGCGAGGCAGCAGAGACUUGGAUAGGGAGGUCUGAAAGGGAAACCCAGGAUCAGAAGCAAAAACUCUAUAUUCAGCCCUGCCCUAUCCUUAAUUCUGUCACUAGGAUUAUCAGCGCAUAACUGCAUUGGCUAAUUCAUGAACUCUGAACCAUGAGGAUUUAAGUGUUGGCCAAAUGUCUAAAAAUCCUAUCCACUCUUUCACCAACAACCAAGAAUAUUGAGACGUUACCACUCUUAUCUCAAAGCUAAAUGCCUAAAAAAAACUGUGAUAUUGUAAUUCUCUUUGUAGUAAGACAUAAAAAUAUUUUAUUGGUUCGGAUUUAAAAAAACACCUCUCCUAGUAUGCUCUUAGUGAAUGGCUUUUAUGCAUGGCUUCAAAUAAAUCAACACUCCCAGUAGGUUAGUAUAUUUUAUUGAAAAUCCUACAAUCUUGUGAAUUUAGACUCUAAAUUAAGCUCUAAAUCUCUAGACUGUAAAGUCCGCUCUAGUCUGUAAGCCCAACUCUGAUGUAUUCAAGCGCUAAGUACAGUUCUCUGCACACAAUAAGUGCUAAAUAAAUAUCUGGUGCUAUAGAUGAAAUAAAAUAUCCUCAAAUAUUGUCCA